Ustilaginoidea virens is the source of this 225-nucleotide messenger RNA. RefSeq lists its product as uncharacterized. The record is from RefSeq and is a predicted model, not a curated record. The transcript is spliced from 3 exons. Lineage: Eukaryota; Fungi; Ascomycota; Sordariomycetes; Hypocreales; Clavicipitaceae. Bases 1 to 225 code for a protein of 74 amino acids.
AUGACAAAGGAUCACCAGCCGUGCUGUGCUGUGCUGCGACUUUGCGACAAACCCUUUUGCUGUUUUGCCGCCGUGUCCAUAGGGAGGUACGGACUAUGCUAUGCUGUACGGCUUGGCUUCACCAUGGAUGCCCUCGUCACGACCGACCAAUACAUGAAUUCACGCAAGCACAAUGUCCCUCCUCUCAUCACCCAUCCCCCGCUACAUCGUCCCAUCGCUUUGUAA